AAAGAAAAUGACUAAUGUUUGGAAUAAAUUAACAACACAAUUAAGUACUUGGCUAGCUGAUGUCCCUCCAAAUAAAAGAAAGAAUAGAGAAGACGAGAAUAUUGAUGAAAGAAAUUGCCGUCUUCGCUCCACAAAUUCCCUUUCCACACUUAACCAAAAACAUUUAAUUAAAGCAGCAACGGCCGCAACAAGGUCAAAAAGCUCUGAAAAUUUGAAUAGAAUUAAUUUAGGGAAUAAACAAUUGCUAAUUUCUUCAAUAAAUAAUUGUGAAUUAAAUGGGGAUUAUCGUUGCCCUUGCUGUCAACAACCAACUAAUUUAUCUUCUCCUUCUGCUGCAUUUUCACAAGCUUUGAUAUUAAAUAAAACAAAUAACAGUACAACAACAACACCAAAAAAUUCUGAGAUUCCAAGCAAUGGAUUUUGUAGUGGAGGGAAAGAGAGUGGAUAUUCUAGUGCUAGUCCUAGAAGAAAAAAUUUGCACAAAACUGCCACAGUUGGUGUUGUAGGCAAUUUAACAUCAGUCACAACAUCCUCUUCUGCUUCUCAACAAUUUUUUCAAAAAUUUCGUUCUCGUGAAAAAAAUCGAGAAAAAGAUGGUAGAGACAGUUUUUAUUGCUCCUCAUCUGCUGCAACUUCUGCUGGGACUUCAACAAGCAAUAAUGCAACAAAUAAUACAAACUUAGUUGGAAAUGGUAGUGAAUGUAAUUUUAGUUGUUGCACACAGAAAAAAGGUUGGUGGCGCUCUUCAAUUCAUUCCCAUUUAACAACAACAGAAAAGGAAAACACAACAACAGAAAACGAACAAACAUUAAACGACCAACAACAGCAAAACAUUCAUUUUAGACGUCCAUCAGAACCGACAAUUUCAAACGAACAAAACAUUCAAAGAAAUAACCAAUUAAAUAAUUAUUCUGAUUUAACCCCAAAUUAUUUAAUUUCUCCCCCAAAAAAGAAAAUUGGGCCAAAAAAGACAAAAUCUACUUUUUCUAUUUUAUUUCCACAUAAUUUUCACCCACACCUUCCAAUGAGCUUUUCUUGGAAUAAUAAUCUAUCAAGUGCUUCUUCCCCUUCCCAUAAACCAACAAAAACAAAGAAAACACAACAACAACCGCCUCCUGAUCCAGCACCAGAAUAUUAUGAUGAAUAUAAACAAACUGUACGGGCAACAGAUGAAUUUGGGGAAUUUAUUCAACCUAAACAACAAAAUGGGGAUAUUAUUAAUUUAAUUAAUAAUAAAGAAAUGACAGAACAACAGCAAAGGAAACAUUCUAAAAGGAGAAAACAAUCUUCCUCUUCAGGGCAAAAACUAGUCAAUGCCCUUCUGUGGGGCCGUUGGCGUUCAAAUUCAAAAAAUAAAUAUUGUAGUAACAAAAUUAACGGAAAAGUAAUAGAAACAGUUGUAAUUAACAACGAACAAUAUGAAAAGUCUGGGCGGAAACAAAAACGUUCACGUUCCGUCGGGGCAAAUCAACAAAUGCGUAUAUCGACAACAAUGUGUUCCGGUGCCCUUCCAAUGGAUUCCUCAGAAAUUGUUGGAGUAAAGAAAAAUUCCUGUUGCAGUAAUGGAGAGGAAAAGCAUUCUUUAAUGUUUGGAAAUAUGUCUUUUUUCGAUGAUGUACAUCCUGCUUAUUGGGGUUUCCGUACUCCACAAAGCGAAACUUAUUAUUCGUGUACGGGUGCUACUGAAGAUGAACCUAAAUCUCCCGCCUCCUCCGGUACUUCCUCCUUUGGAAGCAAUAGAAAUUCAUUGGAUGUCUUUCGACGUCUUGAAAUGUUGGGCGAAGGCAGUUAUGCUACUGUUUGGAAAAGCGAAAAUCGGAUUGACGGGUCAAUUGUUGCUUUAAAAGAAAUUAGAUUACAAGAGCAAGAAGGACUUCCAUUUACUGCCAUCCGUGAAAUUUCUCUUUUACGCGCACUUCGACAUGCAAAUAUUGUACGUCUACAUCAAAUAAUCAUUCAACAACCAAAAGCUUUAGUACUUGUUUUUGAAUAUAUGAAAACUGAUCUCGCCAAAUAUCUCGAAAAUUAUUCUCCAAAUGGUUUGGAUCCAUUACAAACUAAAGUUCUUUUAUUUCAAUUACUUCGCGGGUUGGCUUUUUGCCAUGAAAGGAAAAUUUUACAUAGAGAUCUCAAACCCCAAAAUUUACUUCUUUCAAUAGAAGGAGAACUUAAAUUAGCAGAUUUUGGAUUGGCUAGGGCUAAAUCUGUUCCUAGUCGAACAUAUUCACAUGAUGUUGUUACUUUAUGGUAUCGACCCCCAGAUGUACUUCUCGGUUCUACUGUUUAUUCAACUUCUUUAGACAUUUGGGGUGUUGGAUGUAUUUUUGCUGAAAUGUGUAGCGGUUCUGCUUUAUUUCCUGGUGCUAAUGAGGUAUCUGAUCAACUUCACAAAAUAUUUUCUGUUCGAGGCCUUCCAAAUUUAGAAUUAUGGCCAGAAGUUGUUAAUUUACCCAAAUGGUCACUUUUUACUUUUCCAAAUACUUAUAUUGAACUUGAUUUAUUAACUUACCAGCCAGCUUUUUACAAAUUGGGUGAUGAAGGAUUAAAAUUAAUUACACAAUUAUUACAAGUAAACAAACAAAUAUUUAGAAAUCCUAUAUAUAAUUUGUGA
Molecule: messenger RNA, 2611 nt
Organism: Meloidogyne enterolobii
Lineage: Eukaryota; Metazoa; Nematoda; Chromadorea; Rhabditida; Meloidogynidae
Source: the annotation of a GenBank genome assembly